Messenger RNA from Myotis brandtii (Brandt's bat), 2733 nucleotides. It is a transcript of the gene SOX7, whose product is annotated as SRY (sex determining region Y)-box 7. The transcript has 3 exons. The record is from RefSeq and is a predicted model, not a curated record. Gene Ontology annotation, biological process: cell differentiation; regulation of DNA-templated transcription; anatomical structure morphogenesis. Lineage: Eukaryota; Metazoa; Chordata; Mammalia; Chiroptera; Vespertilionidae. Gene Ontology annotation, molecular function: DNA-binding transcription factor activity, RNA polymerase II-specific; RNA polymerase II cis-regulatory region sequence-specific DNA binding. Bases 16 to 942 code for a protein of 308 amino acids.
ACCUCGGGUUCCAGGAUGCUCUCUGGCUGCAAAGCACCCACUCUCCAGCUCGCUCUGCGCCGUGCCCGGCGCCCUGGGAUGGUCAGCCCGGACCCAGAAGAGCAGCAGGCGGAGGCCUACGGAAAGUCGUGGAAGGCGCUGACCCUGUCGCAGAAGAGGCCCUACGUGGACGAGGCGGAGCGGCUGCGCCUGCAGCACAUGCAGGACUACCCCAACUACAAGUACCGGCCGCGCAGGAAGAAGCAGGCCAAACGCCUCUGCAAGCGCGUGGACCCCGGCUUCCUCCUGAGCAACCUGUCCCGGGACCAGAACGCCCUGCCGGAGAAGCGGGGCGGCAGCCGGGGGGCGCUGGGGGACAAAGAGGACAGGGGUGAGUACUCCUACGGGCUGCCCACGCCCCCGGAAAUGUCACCCUUGGACGUGCUGGAGCCGGAGCAGACCUUCUUCUCCUCCCCCUGCCAGGAGGAGCAUGCGCACUCCCACCGCAUCCCGCACCUGCCCCGGCCCCCUUACUCCCCGGAGUACGCCCCCAGCCCUCUGCACUGCCGCCACCUGGCCCUCGGCCAGUCCCCGGGCGUCUCUAUGAUGUCCACUGUCCCGGGCUGUCCCCCGUCCCCUGCCUAUUACUCCCCCGCCACCUACCACUCUCUCCACUCCAACCUGCACGCCCACCUGGGUCAGCUCUCCCCGCCUCCGGAGCACCCCGGCUUUGACGCGCUGGAUCAGCUGAGCCAGGUGGAACUCCUGGGGGACAUGGAUCGCAAUGAGUUUGACCAGUAUUUGAACACUCCUGGCCACCCAGACUCUGCUGCAGGGGCCGUGGCCCUCAGUGGGCACACCCCCGCCUCGCAGAUGACACCCACGGGCCCCACAGAGACCAGCCUCAUCUCGGUGCUGGCUGAUGCCACGGCCACGUACUACAACAGCUACAGCGUCUCAUAGAGCCGGAGGCCCGCCCAGCCCUGCCUCCGCCCAGCCCUGCCUCCGCGCCUGGGCACGGAGCCUAUGGACCUGCGACCUGCACAUCUGCACCGAGGGACUCUCAGCGAACCGGCUCUGCAGAUCCCAGUACCCUCUCCAUCCUCUUCCUCCCCGGCCCCAAUCCCCUCCGCCUGCAUUUUGAGUAUAUUCCUUCAAAUGAGUUGUCAUUGCCUACACCUGGGAAUAAGGCCAGGGCGUUUUUUGAAAGACACAGGUUCCAGGUAGAAUUUUCACGGACCUCUCCUCCCGGUUCCCAUCUCAGAAAUAACUGUGUAAAAAGCCCAGCAGCAUUCCCACCUGGGAGCCGUGGGCUGGGAUCCAGACACCCAGGAUCAGCAGAGGUUCUGGUGACACCCUGACUGGCCUCUCCUUCCCUUCCAGCCUGCUCCCCACCCCCAUCUGCAAAGUGGGGGACAGACUUAUCACCCAAGGUCCCUUCUGCUCCAGGGUUUUCUGAUUUAGGAUUCUCUCACGGCUAAAAGGAAAAUAAAGGUGGCCCAGGAAGCUCGUUAAGGUGUAAUCUGGGAUAAUUUCGUGUGCACAGCCCAAGGACACAGGGCUUUCUGUACUUGCACUGCCUUCCAAAAUGAUCCUACUUGUCAAUUUUCCUUCCAAUUUGAGAAAAAAAACACACACACUCAUCUUGAUUUGGGGAAUUAACCACUAGUAUAGACUGAAUCACUGAACAUGAGAUUGUAUUCAAGCUGCAUUUUUAAAAAUAUAUUUUUUAGACAAGUUCUUUUUUCUUUUGUUACACAUUUCAAGAGAAUGUAUACAGCCUGAAUAUAUAUAGUCAGGGUGUAAGAGAUACACGACAUACACACACCUUCAUGCACACCCUUGCACUCAUGCCUGUGUGGCCUAAAUCAGAUACUCUCGUUGGCAACUUUUUAUCAACUCCCUCUUCCUAUUGACCCAAAGAGCAAGGAACCUAAAAAGAAUUUCCUCUGAUCUGAAUGUGUUGGUUUCUUGAGCAGAAUUUCAGCACACCUUCCCUUCUGCAAAUGCAAAGGGAGCUUUCUUCCCACUGUCUCCAUCUCCCUCUCUCCCCUUCCUGGGAUUUCUUUUUCCCUUUGCUCUUCCUCCACCCUGAAUUGGCCACUAAUUCAAAGGUCCCCUGACUUGAAAAUUCCAAGCUCGAUUCCCAUGGCUGGGAUGGGAAUCCUUCCUGCUGGUCCUUUAGGUAACAUCUUCAGACAAUACUUCAAAACAGCUUCUCCUCUACACCUUCAGGGUGCUUACUUCCCAAAGAACAGAAGCCCACUGUGAUUCGGAAGGUGUUUCUGAGCCCUGACCCCGCCCCCAGAACAUUUCUAUCCUCUCAGACCUCCUUUGAAGGAACAUACCUAACAGGGAGCAAAAAGGCCAUUGUUGGUCUUUUGAUGUCUGCAUAUUAUUGCCUGUAUGAAAUAUGUAAGUGUUUUAUAUAUUCUCUUAUUUUCACCUUAUAUUUUGUAUUGUUGAAAGUUCCUUUUUUUUCCUUCCAAGGAGUCCGAUUGUAAAAUCACUUAUAAGAUAUGAUUAAUCUUUAUGCUAUUACUGUAUAUAAUGUUUGGUAAUAAAUAGUAAACCAUUGACAAUACGAUUGACUGGUGCAGUCCAGAACGUGUAUCAAUAAUCUUGUAAAACAUGAUCACAGACAUUAAGCUAAACUGUUCCUUUUUUUUUCUAAAAACUACACAUGGUUUGGAACGGUUGUAGAUAUUGUUUUGUCUAAGAUAUUUAAUUUAAAUAAACCUUUUUGUACCGUGA